Molecule: messenger RNA, 2659 nt
Organism: Octodon degus (degu)
Lineage: Eukaryota; Metazoa; Chordata; Mammalia; Rodentia; Octodontidae
Gene: Hspa2
Product: heat shock protein family A (Hsp70) member 2
Exons: 2
Coding region: 286-2199 (637 amino acids)
Biological process (GO): vesicle-mediated transport; protein refolding; cellular response to unfolded protein
Cellular component (GO): cytosol; plasma membrane; cytoplasm
Molecular function (GO): ATP hydrolysis activity; misfolded protein binding; ATP binding
Source: RefSeq, a predicted model, not a curated record
AGCCCUCAGCGUGGACCGCGGGCAAAGGAAGAGUGGGCUCGGGCUUAUUUAUUCAGUGUAACUCGGGCUGAACUUCCCCUCUCCCGCGUCCUGCGUUGGUCAGGACACCAACACCGAACCCCUGAUACCCGCAGCGCCGGGAGAACAGGCUGCUGAAGCCCCACAACUUCCCUUCCUUGUCUCCUCCACACGCCACUCGCCAAUCCCACCCGCCCUUAGGAGCCCGCGCUAGUCAUUGGUCCGAUAUCCUGCCAAUCCGAGGGACCUUGACGAAUCGCGCUCUAGAUGUGCGCCCGCGGCCCGGCCAUCGGCAUCGACUUGGGCACUACCUACUCCUGCGUGGGGGUCUUCCAACAUGGCAAGGUGGAGAUCAUCGCCAACGACCAGGGCAACCGAACCACCCCCAGCUACGUGGCCUUCACCGACACCGAGCGCCUCAUUGGCGACGCGGCCAAGAACCAAGUGGCCAUGAACCCCACCAACACCAUCUUCGACGCCAAGAGGCUGAUCGGGCGGAAGUUCGAGGAUGCCACCGUGCAGUCGGACAUGAAACACUGGCCGUUCCGGGUAGUGAGCGAGGGAGGGAAGCCCAAAGUGCAGGUGGAGUACAAGGGGGAGAUGAAGACCUUCUUCCCCGAGGAGAUCUCCUCCAUGGUGCUCACGAAGAUGAAGGAGAUCGCUGAGGCCUACCUGGGCGGCAAGGUGCAGAGCGCCGUCAUCACCGUCCCGGCCUAUUUCAACGACUCGCAGCGCCAGGCCACCAAAGACGCGGGCACCAUCACCGGCCUCAACGUGCUGCGGAUCAUCAACGAGCCCACGGCGGCGGCCAUCGCCUACGGCCUGGACAAGAAGGGCUGCGCGGGGGGCGAGAAGAACGUGCUCAUCUUCGACCUGGGCGGUGGCACCUUCGACGUGUCCAUCCUGACCAUCGAGGACGGCAUCUUCGAGGUGAAGUCCACUGCCGGCGACACCCACUUGGGCGGCGAGGAUUUCGACAACCGCAUGGUCAGCCACCUGGCCGAGGAGUUCAAGCGCAAGCACAAGAAAGACAUUGUGCCCAACAAGCGCGCGGUGCGGCGGCUGCGCACAGCCUGUGAGCGCGCCAAGCGCACCCUGAGCUCGUCCACCCAGGCCAGCAUCGAGAUCGACUCGCUGUACGAGGGUGUGGACUUCUACACAUCCAUCACCCGCGCCCGCUUCGAGGAGCUCAACGCGGACCUCUUCCGCGGGACCCUGGAGCCGGUGGAGAAGGCGCUGCGCGACGCCAAGCUGGACAAGGGCCAGAUCCAGGAGAUCGUGCUGGUGGGCGGCUCCACGCGCAUCCCCAAGAUCCAGAAGCUGCUACAGGAUUUCUUCAAUGGCAAGGAGCUGAACAAGAGCAUCAACCCCGACGAGGCGGUGGCCUACGGUGCGGCGGUGCAGGCGGCCAUCCUCAUCGGUGACAAGUCCGAGAACGUGCAGGACUUGCUGCUGCUCGACGUGACCCCGCUGUCGCUGGGCAUCGAGACGGCCGGCGGCGUCAUGACCCCGCUCAUCAAGAGGAACACCACGAUCCCCACCAAGCAGACGCAGACCUUCACUACCUACUCGGACAACCAGAGCAGCGUGCUGGUGCAGGUAUACGAGGGCGAACGGGCCAUGACCAAGGACAAUAACCUGCUGGGCAAGUUCGACCUGACCGGUAUUCCCCCCGCACCCCGCGGAGUCCCUCAAAUCGAGGUCACCUUCGACAUCGAUGCCAAUGGCAUCCUCAACGUCACCGCCGCCGACAAGAGCACCGGUAAAGAAAAUAAAAUCACCAUCACCAACGACAAGGGUCGUCUGAGCAAGGACGACAUCGACCGGAUGGUGCAAGAGGCGGAGCGGUACAAGUCGGAAGAUGAGGCUAAUCGCGACCGCGUAGCAGCCAAAAACGCGGUGGAGUCCUACACGUACAACAUCAAGCAGACAGUAGAAGACGAGAAACUGAGGGGCAAGAUUAGCGAGCAGGAUAAGAACAAGAUCCUCAGCAAGUGUCAGGAAGUGAUCAACUGGCUCGAUCGAAACCAGAUGGCGGAGAAAGACGAGUACGAACACAAGCAGAAAGAGCUGGAAAGAGUAUGCAACCCCAUCAUCAGCAAACUUUACCAAGGCGGCCCUGGCAGCUGCGGCGGGGGGCCCGGAGCCUCCGGGGGCCCCACCAUCGAAGAGGUGGACUAACGCUUACUCGAGAGCAGCGUAAACCUCUUUUCCUUUCUCUUUUUUUCCCCCCUUUUGUUUUGGUUUCUUUGAAAUGUCCUUGUGCCAAGUAGAUCUAUUGUUGGAAGGCUUUAGCCUGGUAUAUGCAUGUGAAAGGAAAGGAAAACAACCUAGUUUAACUAUAAAAGAUGAGUUCUGAAGUUCGAUUUUGAAAAAGCAUUAUUUGAGGUUUCUCCUUAAGGCAUGUUGUGUGAUUUGAGCCUUUUUGUUAGCUUAGUUUGUGCAUGGAGAUUCCAGAAACCUGACAUUUGCACACCUGUCCUGUGGAAGCUUGGAAACAAAAUAUGUAGAAGCUUGAAUUGUUUAUUUGUAUGCACUACUUUAAAACUAAAGUAACAUUGCAGUAAUGUUAAGGACAGGUAUAUUUUUUGCAAAUAAAUGCAUAAGUGUGAAUUUAAAAUAAAACUGAAGUUGAUCUCAA